Messenger RNA from Paramacrobiotus metropolitanus, 1000 nucleotides. RefSeq lists its product as uncharacterized. Lineage: Eukaryota; Metazoa; Tardigrada; Eutardigrada; Parachela; Macrobiotidae. The transcript is spliced from 4 exons. The record is from RefSeq and is a predicted model, not a curated record. The coding region runs from base 121 to 735 and encodes 204 amino acids.
CGGCUGAGUUUUAGACUAACCAACCAUUACCCUGGUACAGCUCAUCUUUUCCGGAAUGCUAAAAACAGUCAUUUAACAAGACUCUCUAUUGCUGAUGAUUCGAGCCACCAACAUAAAAACAUGAUAACUCUACAGACAUUUCUUGUGAUCACUCUGCUUCCCUUGCUAGGGCAUGUUGUCCACUACGUACUGGCCUUCAUCGGCGGUUAUGGUGGAUUCGGAGGAGCCGGCCUUGGUUUAGGAUACGGCUGGUGGGGCGGAUAUCCCGGCUUCGGGUUCCCCUGGCUGGCGCCACCACUUUCCUACCAAAUCAACACCGGAUCUAUUUACGGCAGCCCCGGAAUCGGCUACUACAAUCCCGGACCGGGCUCACUCGCCAACAGCUAUAUUGAUCUGACCGGCACAUUAGCCGCCAGUGAUACUAGUGGAGCAAUCAUAUCCAAGGGACCUCCUGCUGGCGGUCCACCUGGAGGUGCCCCAGCAGGCGGUGCCCCGGCCGGCGGCCCAGCGCCGGCCGCCAGCCAAAAUGCCCAGAGUACGCCGUCCAUUCAGCCACAGAAUACUGGCAGCUUGGCGGCUAACCAGAACACCCAGACUGGAUCUGAGACCGAGGGAGUUAAGAAAAGGCAAAAACCUGGAGGAGGUGGAGGAGGAGGCGGUGGUGGAGGCGCCGCUGGGGGCCCAGCGGGACCAUCCUCUAAUGGUCUUGGAGGUGGAAAUUCUAAUGGAGGAUAAUCUGUUGUUCUUUAAGUUUAUUCAUUUUUUAUAUGGAUCUCGAAUGUUUUUGACAGUUUAUCGAUCAUAAGAUGACAAUGCGAUAUUACCAGUAAAACUCGAACGGCAAUUGGCAGUUAUCUGUACAUGAAAAAUGUAGCUGUUUCCUGUUAUCAUUAUACUUGUUCUAAAAAUCAGCCCACCGAACCCUCGAAUCAGCUAAAAAUGCCAGAAAUGCUCUUAUUUAGGCACUUACAUGUCUGUCAACUUUAGAGAAUAACGAGUA